GUGCCCCGGCGGCCUCCCCCUUGUCCCUCGGUUCGAGUCCUUCCCCCUGCUUUGCUAGUGACAAGACUUAGCCAUGAUGCAGGAAGGCCUGGAUGAUGGACCCGACUUCCUGUCAGAGGAGGACCGAGCGCCAAGGGCCAUUAAUGUUGAUCUGCAGCCAGAUGCAACCCUUCAAGUUGAUAUUUCAGAUGCACUGAGCGAGAGGGACAAAGUCAAAUUUACGGUUCAUACCAAGAGCUCAUUACCAAACUUCAAGCAGAACGAGUUUUCCGUAGUCAGGCAACAUGAAGAGUUUAUCUGGCUCCAUGAUUCCUUUGUAGAGAAUGAGGAAUAUGCUGGGUAUAUUAUUCCUCCUGCCCCGCCAAGGCCAGAUUUUGAUGCUUCCAGGGAGAAACUACAGAAACUUGGGGAAGGGGAAGGAUCAAUGACCAAGGAGGAGUUUACCAAAAUGAAGCAGGAACUUGAAGCAGAGUACCUGGCUAUCUUUAAGAAAACAGUUGCAAUGCAUGAAGUCUUCCUGUGCCGAGUUGCAGCUCAUCCCAUUCUUAGGAAAGAUCUCAACUUCCAUGUCUUUUUGGAGUACAAUCAAGACUUAAGUGUCCGAGGAAAGAACAAAAAAGAAAAGUUAGAAGACUUCUUCAAGAGCGUGGUUAAGUCAGCUGAUGGAGUCAUCGUUUCUGGCACCAAGGAUGUGGAUGAUUUCUUUGACCACGAGCGAACUUUCCUUGUUGAGUACCACAAUCGAGUAAAGGAUGCAAGUGCCAAAUCAGAUAAGAUGACACGAUCCCAUAAAAAUGCAGCAGAUGACUACAACAGAAUAGGCUCAUCAAUGUACACCCUGGGGACACAGGACAACUCAGAUAUAUGCAAAUUUUUCUUGAGAGUCUCAGAGUUAUUCGACAAAACUCGUAAAAUUGAAGCUCGAGUGGCAGCUGAUGAAGACCUAAAGCUUUCGGACCUCCUUAAAUACUAUUUAAGAGAAUCACAAGCUGCUAAGGAUCUUCUGUACAGAAGAUCUCGGUCUUUGGUGGAUUAUGAGAAUGCCAAUAAAGCACUAGAUAAAGCAAGAGCAAAGAACAAGGAUGUUUUAGCAGCGGAAACCACACAGCAGUUGAGCUGUCAGAAGUUUGAGAAGAUAUCAGAAUCUGCAAAGCAAGAACUUAUGGACUUUAAAACCCGGAGAGUGGCAGCAUUUCGCAAGAACCUUGUAGAACUGGCUGAACUGGAACUAAAGCAUGCCAAGGGUAACUUACAGCUCCUGCAAAGCUGUUUGGCAGUGUUAAACGGCAGACCAUAAAGCACACUCCGUCCUUAUUUCCAUAAUAAUAGACCCUCCUUCCACAUCCUAGAGUUAUCACUUUCCUUGGAUGAACGUCAUCGGCGUUCCCAGCUCGGCAGAGGAUGAUCUCAUGCACAGAAAAUGGGCAGCCUCCAAAUAAGAACCAGCCAAGUGCUUGUAGGCCCGCUCUAUGUAUCCAUGUGUACCUUUAUUUAGUCCAGGGAGGGUCAGCCUUGGCAUCCCAGCUGAACUGCAGUAUUGGAUGUUGCGAGUUGUAGUUCUACAGUGAGCCACAAGCUGACACUUCCUGAUUUACUCAUUGUAUGCUUUCUGUCCUUCACAAUAUGAUUCAUCAUUUCUCCUUGUGAAGAUAAAUACUCCUCUUGUUAUGAAUUGUAUUACAUAACGCUGCCAAUCUUAUUUACCAAUAUAUGUUAAUCUUGGAUGAUGUUAGAUAUUCACGGUUCGAAUGGGUUUAAUAUUUGUCAUUAGUCGUACGUGUCGUAUAUCUUACCCCAGGUUCCAUGUAAUAAAUUUUUUUAAGCCUCUGUUACCUUGAUUUACCGGACUCUAUAUUUUUUUUAUCAGACAUUUCUUAGAUAUCUCAGAGCGCUCCAAUUAUCUUUUUACAUUUGUUCCUAACGCUAAUGCAUCAAUAUGUUUGCCUUAACUUGUAGACUUAAAACAAAUUGUAAAAUAAACUGUGAAUCCGAUUAUUUUUAA
Xenopus tropicalis (tropical clawed frog) is the source of this 2002-nucleotide messenger RNA. It is a transcript of the gene snx6, whose product is annotated as sorting nexin 6. The transcript has 14 exons. Gene Ontology annotation, molecular function: phosphatidylinositol binding. Lineage: Eukaryota; Metazoa; Chordata; Amphibia; Anura; Pipidae. The record is from RefSeq and is marked provisional. Gene Ontology annotation, cellular component: early endosome; cytosol; endomembrane system. Bases 77 to 1297 code for a protein of 406 amino acids.